AUGGAGCCUGCUCUUCCACCGUGCUCCGAGUCGGCGGCGGCGGCGGCGGCCCUAGGGCACCUGCGGGGCGUGGAAAAACAGCUUCAAAAUGAAGGACUUGUGUUUGACAAAGAAACUGUGCAGCACCUUGAAGAUGCUAUUAAAGCUAUUAAGGAAUUGGAAGAGGAAAGAAAACAUACAACUGAACUGUGGGAGGAGGAGACCAUAAAAAAUUGUAAUCUCCGUGUCAGAAUCAAAGGACUUCCGGACAUUGUCAUGAAAGAAUUUGAAGAACUUGUAGCUGCUGCCCAUCGAUUCAGUUUGCAUAAGUUAAGUGAUAUGGAGAAGUCCCUGAGCGAAGUUUCUGCUGCAGUGGAAGCGGUCUAUUCAAAACAGCAACUCUCCGAAGAACAAAACGUUACACUGUGUCAGGAGCAAGUACAGAUGCAGGUCAAAUAUGAAAAAGUUGCCAAACUAGUGAAUUGCCAGCUGGGAGAAAAACAUGCUCUCAACAUUCAGUUAAAUGAACUCCGCAAUCUGAGAAAACAAGACGAGGAAGACAUUGUCAUUGAGGAAAAUGCCAUUGAAGAACUUAAGGAAAUAAUGGCUAGUGAGGCCAUUGCUUUUACAGAAAAGAAAAAGAUCUUGGAGAUGGAGAUUGAAGAGCUUCGAAGGCGACUUGAGAGCAAGAAGGUUGAAAAUGAAGAAAUGAAGGCCGAAUAUGCGAAAAUGCUUGCAAUGUUUAUAGCUCACGAGAAGGAGAUUGACGAAUAUCUCCAGAUAAUUUCAGAUCGGAGGGAUGAGCUGGGAGAGCUUUUUAAAAAGAUCAAAGAGCUGUUAAAGACGUAUGAAGAGAAGAAGGCUGAGAAAGAGGAGAUCUUCAAAAAGAAAGCUGAUGUGCACAGCAAUCUAACUUCAAUGAGUGAACAGUUUGAUGAGGAAAGAGAAGCUUUGCUACAAAAGUUAGAGGAGGCUGAAGAGCAGCUGGAAGUAGUAAGGCGAGACAACGGCAAACUAAGACGUGAAAACGACCUUCUCACCACACAGUUACAAGUAUUAAUUGACGAAGAAGAACGUUUCUGUGCACAAAGAGACUAUCUGGCACGAGAAUUUGAACAUUUAUCCAAUCUGCUCACUGAAAGGCUUGACCUUGUGGCAAAGCACUUAGUGGAGACAAAAACCAUACAAGAUGAGGUGGACAGACUGCAGGAGAUAUAUGACACCUCAGAAAAUAACUAUGCAAGAGAAUUGGUAUCUUUAGAACUAUCGUUAAACAAAGAAGCUGGUAGAAGAUCUGUCCUUCAGGAUCAACUUAAUGACAUUUCAAAUCUGUCUCAGAAAAUGGCAGCUGACCAUGAAGAGUUUCUGAGCAUUUCAUUGGAAAAGUCUGAGAAUGGUAAAAAGCUGCUCAGCAUGUUAACAAACCAGAAUGAACAGCUCAAGAAAGAAACAAUAAAAUCCGAGCAGGCGGUUAAGCUCCUCAGUGCAAAGCUACUUAAAAAAAAAGCUCAAUAUAACAAACUUAAUGCCAGCCUGGAGGCAGAAAUCAAGCAGCUUGAGGAAGAAUAUAAUGCUAAAAGAACGCACAUAGGAGAAAUGGAAGAAGAGUUAAAAGUAAAUCUCCCACUCUUGGAGAAAAUGCAAAUAGAAUUAGAAGGAAAGAGCACCGGCUACAGCGACCAACAGGACGUCUACCUGGAGUUGCAAGAAGAACAACGCACACUAAGCAAGUCCAUAGAACGGUCACUAAAGGAGUGUGACAAACUCAAAAGGCUGAAGACUCAAGCGAAGAAUGAAAUAAAGAAGAACAGGGACCUUGCACUUACCCAGCUGAAAACGUUUACAUAUUCUCUGAAGUUUAUCGAGAAAGACAACUAUGAGACGGACAGGCAGCUCUACAUUUUGAACGCAGAAAAUGCUAGAUUAAGAGCAGGCAUUGCGUAUCUCAAAGAAGAUAUUUCCACAAUGGACAGUGAGGCAAAAGUCUAUCAGUCAAAGCGACAACAGAUCCAGAAAGACAGGAGUGCCCUUUAUGACAUUUUCAACAAGGAAUGGAUCAAGGAUGACCUUCUUCACAAGAUGUUCUUGGAGUAUCAGCAUGACAUCUUGCAUAUUCUGGAAGAACAUAUCAGAAGAAAUAAAAAAAAGAAUGAUAAACUUGUUUAUGUUCAUGAUGGGCUACAGCUAAACUAUGAAGCAAUGGAGUCUCUGUUAAAAAGCAAAUCUACAGAAGAUGACAAGGUGUAG
Molecule: messenger RNA, 2226 nt
Organism: Elgaria multicarinata webbii
Lineage: Eukaryota; Metazoa; Chordata; Lepidosauria; Squamata; Anguidae
Product: coiled-coil domain-containing protein 175-like
Exons: 20
Coding region: 1-2226 (741 amino acids)
Source: RefSeq, a predicted model, not a curated record